CAAUUAAAUUGGUGAUGAAGGUGCAUCAGUCUUAGGUUCUGCUUUAGCAAAUUGCAUUAAUCUCUCAAAUUUGGAACUUGACUUUAGUUAAAAUAAAAUUGGUACAAUAGGCGCAUCAGGCAUAGGUUCUGUUUUAGCAAAUUGCAUUAAUCUCUCAAAUUUCACACUUUGCCUUUACAACAAUUAAAUUGGUUCAAUAGGUGCAUCACGCUUAGGUUAUGAUUUUACAAAUUGCAAUAAUCUCUCAAAUUUGACACUUAGACUUUAUAACAAUUAAAUUGGUGAUGAAGAUGCAUCAGGCUUAGGUUCUGGUUUAGCAAAUUGCACUAAUCUCUCAAAUUUAACACUUAGCCUUAAUAACAAUUAAAUUGGUUCAAUAGGUGCAUCAGGCUUAGGUUUUGGUUUAGCAAAUUGCAUUAAUCUCUCAAAUUUGGAACUUGAUCUUUAUAACAAUUAAAUUGGUGAUUAAGGUGCAUCAGGCUUAGGUUAUGGUUUAGCAAAUUGCAUUAAUCUCAAAAAUUUGACACUUAGCCUUAAUUAAAAUAAAAUUGGAGCAAUAGGUGCAUCAGGUUUAGGUUCUGGUUUAGCAAAUUGCAUUAAUCUCUCAAAUUUGACACUCUAUCUUUUUACCAAUUAAAUUGGUGGAAUGGAUGUAUCAGGCUUAGGUUUUGCUUUAGCAAAUUGUGUUAAUCUCUCAAAUUUGACUCUUGACCUUAGGGGCAACUCAUAUGAUGAUUCUGAUGCUUAAAAACUUAGUAUUGCAUUAGCAAAAUGUGUUAAUCUCUUAUAUUUGGAACUCACCCUUGCGUGUAAUUAAAUUGGUGCUUAGGGUGCCAUAGACUUAGGACAUGCUAUAGAAAAUUGCUCUAAUAUCUCAACUUUGAUACUUAGUUUUUACUGCAAUUAAAUCGGUGCUUAGGGUUCAGCAGGGCUAGGCUCUGCUCUAACAAAAUGUUAAAACAUUUCUACUUUAAUAAUCAACUUCUAGUUGAAUAAAAUUGGUUCAUAGGGUGUGUUAGGCUUAGGUUUUGGCAUAAAGUAACUAAAUAAGCUCACAAAUUUAAAGCUCUAUUUAUAUGGUAAUUAAAUUGAUGAUGAUGGUGUUUCAGGUCUAACUUCUGCAAUAGCAAAUUGUACUAAUAUCUAAACUUUGACCCUUGGACUUAGGAAAAAUAAAGUUAGUGAUGAGGGUGCUUAAGAAAUAGGUUCUGCUUUAACUAAGUCUAAUAAUCUCUACAGUUUUACUCUUAAUCUUUAAUCUAACUUUAUUAGUGAUGCAGGAGCAUCUGAUUUAGGUUUUAAUUUAUCAUAGUGCACUAAACUGUCCACUUUAAUUAUCUACCUUUAAGAAAAUGAGAUACUUCAGUCAAGUUUAAGAAGAAAAAUUCUUAAAUUUAAGAGAUUAACUUAAAAAGUUGUUAAACUUUAAUGA
Tetrahymena thermophila SB210 is the source of this 1432-nucleotide messenger RNA. Its product is annotated as kinase domain protein. The record is from RefSeq and is a predicted model, not a curated record. The annotation marks the transcript as partial. Gene Ontology annotation, biological process: activation of GTPase activity; nucleocytoplasmic transport. The transcript has 16 exons. Gene Ontology annotation, molecular function: GTPase activator activity; small GTPase binding. Lineage: Eukaryota; Ciliophora; Oligohymenophorea; Hymenostomatida; Tetrahymenidae. Gene Ontology annotation, cellular component: perinuclear region of cytoplasm; cytosol; nucleus.